Molecule: messenger RNA, 921 nt
Organism: Letharia columbiana
Lineage: Eukaryota; Fungi; Ascomycota; Lecanoromycetes; Lecanorales; Parmeliaceae
Exons: 2
Coding region: 1-921 (306 amino acids)
Molecular function (GO): oxidoreductase activity, acting on NAD(P)H
Source: RefSeq, a predicted model, not a curated record
AUGCACCGACUUUCCAAUCUGUCUCGCUCCUUCACCUCCAAAUCUUCGUCCAAGCUCACUACUAUCCGUCAAGCAUCCAUGGCUGGGAAGCACCAAGCAGCAAUCCUCCCGCAGAAGGGAGGUCCAUUGUCUGUCGUGGACCGCGCCACCCUCGAGCCCGGUCCUAAUGACGUUCUCGUCGAAGCCAAGGCCAUUGCCGUGAACCCAGUCGACUAUCUUCAGCGCGAUUUCGGUAUGCCCCCACCCAGCUAUCCCGCCGUCGUUGGGUCCGAUGUGGCUGGCCUUGUCGUCAAGGUGGGCUCCAACGUCUCCAAUGCCCCUCCGUCCGGAUCCCGAGCGAUCGCAUUUGCCUCGUCUUUCUAUCAAGGCGGCUCCCAAGACCAUGGCGCUUUCCAGAAAUAUGUCUUGGCUCAGUCAGAAGGCGUCAUUGCGCUCCCGGAUGCCCUCUCCUUCGAUACCAAAAACCAUGAAUGCCUCAAGAAGCUCGGAGCUGACGUUGUCUUCGACUACAAAGCGAGCGAUGUCGUCUCACAGAUCAUAGACACCGUGAAGAAGGAUGGCGUCACCCUACGGACCGCAAUUUGCGUCGUGGAGGGAUCCCUGCAGCCCACGUUGGACGUGCUCAGACACACCAUGGGCGAUGCAGUCGCCAAGGUUGCCCAUGCCCCUCCUCUGCUCCCGGGAGCCCCGACGCUCGAGGGAGCUGAGGUCAAGUUUGUUCUACCACCUAUGGACCCGGCGGAAAGAAGCGACCAUAUGUACAAGUGCUUCCAUGUCUGGCUGCGAGACGGUCUAAAUUCGGGUACUGUCCUUCCCAGCCCACGGGUUCGGAUUGAGGCUGGAGGUCUGCAGGGUCUGAAUAAGGCGCUGAACACGUCAAGAGCAGGUGUCAGUGGGACUAAGAUUGUAGUCCAAGUCUGA